Messenger RNA from Aspergillus melleus, 849 nucleotides. RefSeq names its product triose-phosphate isomerase. The coding region runs from base 1 to 849 and encodes 282 amino acids. Gene Ontology annotation, cellular component: cytosol. The record is from RefSeq and is a predicted model, not a curated record. Lineage: Eukaryota; Fungi; Ascomycota; Eurotiomycetes; Eurotiales; Aspergillaceae. Gene Ontology annotation, molecular function: triose-phosphate isomerase activity. The transcript has a single exon. Gene Ontology annotation, biological process: glyceraldehyde-3-phosphate biosynthetic process; gluconeogenesis; glycerol catabolic process.
AUGGCGUCCCAGCAAUCCUACCCCGUUCUACCCAAGAACUUACUCAUCAUCUCACUGAAGAUGUAUUUCACCCCGUCCCGCACCCUCGAGUAUCUCCGCGCCCUGCUGGCCCCCGAGAACGAUAUCGUCCGACCCCAGAACCGAUCCAAGCUGCUCCUCGCCCUAAUUCCCGACUUUCUGACCAUCUACCCCUGCAAUGAAAUUAUCAAGAACUACGAAUCCUCUUCGACCACCCCCGCAUCCUCCGCCUCGCUGCCCCCUCCCUUCUUGCUUGGCGCCCAAGACUGCUUCUGGGAGCCUCUGGGCGCCUAUACGGGCGAAGUGUCCCCGCAAGCGCUGAACAGCAUGGGUGUCUCCAUCGUGGAGCUGGGCCACGCCGAACGUCGCUCCAUCUUCGGCGAGACGGACGAGCAGACUGCUCGUAAGGCCGCCGCGGCCUGUGCGCACGCCAUGGUGCCCCUCGUCUGCAUUGGUGAGAUCACGGCCCCGGGCGCCGUGGCGUCGGAGGCGGUUGGUCUGGCCGUAAGGGAGUGCGAGGUCCAGGUGCGCGCCGUUUUGGCCGCCAUCCCGCCCGAAGCUCCCGUCAUCUUCGCCUACGAGCCCGUCUGGGCCAUUGGGAAGCCCGUCCCCGCCGGAGUCGACCACAUCGCCGCCGUGGUGCAGGGCAUCAAGACGGUCAUUGGCAGCCGCAAGGGUGAGGUGCGCAUUCUGUACGGCGGCAGUGCGGGGCCUGGACUAUGGGGUCCGGGAGGUCUGGGAAAGGCCGUUGACGGCAUGUUUUUGGGUCGAUUCGCGCACGAGGUCGAGGGUGUGCGGAAGGUGGUGCGAGAGGUCGAGGAGACUCUUUGA